Herpailurus yagouaroundi (jaguarundi) is the source of this 1786-nucleotide messenger RNA. RefSeq names its product endomucin (gene EMCN). The record is from RefSeq and is a predicted model, not a curated record. Bases 139 to 918 code for a protein of 259 amino acids. The transcript has 12 exons. NCBI's taxonomy places the organism in Eukaryota, Metazoa, Chordata, Mammalia, Carnivora, Felidae.
GAAAUAAGUAGGAAUGGGCAGUGGCUGUUCACAUUCAGCACACCUUUUCCAUUUGCUAAUAAGGCCCUGCCAGGCUGGGAGGGAGUUGUCUCCGCCUGACUCUGAAGAGAAGAGCCACGGAGCCGAUCCGCGGGCACCAUGAAAUCCCUUCAAGUGACCAUCCUUUGUCUUCUGUUCAGUCUUUAUAGCAGUAAAGAGGACACAGGUGUUAACAACACAAUCACUGGUGUAUCACCAUCAACUCGUGCAACAGAAAUAUCUGUAUCAACAUCAAGCAUAACACCAAAUCCUGUUUUGGAAUCAACAUCGGGAGCGUCUCCUAAAGGAACAGCAAAUAAAGAAUCCUUAAAUUCAUCUUUGCUGCCCACACUUUCUUCAUUAACUACAACAAUUAAAGAUGAAGGAAACACAACCAAGGAUGUCAAGAAGAAUGAGUUCACCACUGCAAAUGCAACAGUGACAAAUCCUCCACUUUCCAACGCUGCUUCAACAUCACAGAGUUCCCAACACAAGACUGAGAAUCAGAGUUCAAUCAAAACAACAGAAACACCAGUUAACACUCUACAUCCAGAGACAUCACCUUCUAAUGCCAGUACAUUACCCUCAAUAUCAAUAACAAUUCCAGGAAACAUCUCCCAGUUUCAAGAUACUGAGGAUGCAAAAAAUGCAAGCUCUUCUUCAGCCAGCCCCUCUUAUUCCAGUAUUAUUCUGCCAGUGGUCAUUGCUUUGAUUGUGGUGACCCUUUCAGCAUUUAUUCUUGUGGGUUUGUAUCGAAUGUGCUGGAAGACCGACCCAGGCACACCAGAAAAUGGAAAUGACCAACCUCAAUCCGAUAAAGAGAGUGUGAAGCUUCUCACUGUUAAGACAAUUUCUCAUGAGUCUGGUGAGCACUCUGCACAAGGAAAAACCAAGAACUGACAGCUUGACGAAUCCUCUCCACACCUGGGCAAUAAAUAUGCUUCAUCUUCAGCUUCUGUGCUCCAGGGGUAGCAAGGGAGAAAGCUUCGUGGACUCUUUCCUGAUGUCCAGUCCUGCUCUCCAGUCUGCCAGUCACCUGUCCCAAUAAAGUGAUGUCCAGAUGGCAUGCAAUAAUUUCAUUGAAUCCGAAGAAGCCCGGGCCUCCCCCGUCAUUUGUGACAUGAAAAGCACAUUACUACAUUUUAUAAGAACAUGCUUGGGAGUUUUAGGAAGGACCUUUGUGAGCAGCUAACCUGACAGCCAGGUAGGUGGGUUCCUUGAUGACAUGACCUUCCCUUGAGUUGAAAGUUUCCAGAGCCGACAGUUCCUAUCCGUGGAGACUUUCCUAUUUUCUUGGUGUUCUCAUAUUACCUAAUGUUUGUAUUUAUUGUUUUGUACUAUGUUAAUGCAGGGACAAUUUGCAAGUGUAUUAUUAAAUGUUAGGUAGAAAUCAUGCCAUGCCACUUUGUACAUAAAGGUAUUUUAUUCAUAUUUUCAUGUGUUACUUUUAAUAAAUAAUUACUAUAUUCAACACACUAAAAUAUCAUAAUGUGACUGUGAAAAUGGCAAUGGUAUUGUCUUCCCAUAAUCUUGAAUAUUUGGGUGCUGAUUAUUUGAACAUGAGAACUCACUAAUGAAAGACAUCUGCAAUAAGUGAGAAAGGAACAAAGGAUUCACAUAUCAGACUCCGUUAAAGGGAAGUCAAUUUAACAUCUCUUUGGUUUUUCUAUUUGUAAUUCACACUAUGUGACAAGGAUGUAAGGGCAUUUAUGACACUCUGUACUGCAUUCAUUAAGAUGAUACCAGGAGUGAGACUUUUUAUAAUCCA